AGGGGAUUCCAAACAAAACUUAAUCCAUGUUUCUACUCUCCUGCAGUGUGUGAUGAACUGUUGGGAUUGUUCUCCAAGGACGUGGCUGGAAAUGACCAGUUUUCAGCAUCCUCGUCACAGAGUGUUGCCUUUGAGGCUUACCAGGCUCGACUGUUCAACACACACUCAGGGCAGGACAAUGGGGGUGCAUGGGUUCCCAGAAACUCUGACGAAUCACCUUAUAUUACAAUCACCUUAAAAACUCAAGAGAUGCUAACUGGCAUAGCCAUGCAAGGACAACCAGAUGCCGCCCAGUGGGUUACAAAGUACAACAUUGCCACCUCAGCUGAUGGAACAAAUUUUGUGCCUUACGCUGAUAGAGAUGAUACCCAGCCAAAAGUCUUUACUGGCAACUAUGACAGCAACACUGUUGUAAAGGGAUUCUUCGACCGUGAAGUUCCUGCAAUGGCAGUUAGGAUUUUCCCUGUGAGCUGGCAAGGAGCUGUUGCCAUGCGACUUGACCUGCUGACCUGUAAUGGUGCGGCUACACUAGAGCCACCUCUAGGACAAUCUACACCCAGUGCUGUUUCUACUCAAAGUCCCCCUACCCUGUCGCCUCCAUUUACCCAUUCACCAGAUAUACUGUGCAAUGUUCCAAUGAAUGUUGACCUGCCUGGACUUUUAACUGACUCCCAGUUAACUGCAUCAAGCAGCUCCUCAUCCCAGACGUCAGCAUCAGAUGGACGACUUCGUGGAAGUUCAUCUUGGAUUCCUGCAGUUGCUGACAGGAACCAGUGGCACCAGGUAGAUUUCCUGACACCCCAAAACCUGUCAGGUGUCCUCACACAGGGCAGUCCCAAUGCAGAGAAAUGGGUGUCAACUUUUACAGUCAGCACCAGCAUGGAUGGCUACACUUUCUACCCAGUGCGUGGGGAUGAUGGGAACAUUGUUGUUUACAAUGGCAACACAGACAAGGAUUCUGUCAUCAGGAAUUACUUCCCUCAUGUUGUAGUUGGCAGAUACGUGCGUGUCGUACCUUUAAGCUGGGCACCAAACGGCCCAGGCCUGAGACUCAACUACAUCGGCUGCUACUUUAUGAACAAUGUGCCCUCAGUGCCCACCGUGCCUUUCUUCGUCCCAGAAACAACUCUGAGCCCACCACUUUACUCCACACCAGUCAACUACAGCCCAACACCAACACCAGUCACUCUCAUUUUCCCACCAGUUCUCUCCCCUAUGUGUACCAAGGAGAUGGGUCUACAGAAUCAGAGGAUCAUCAGAGACUCCCAGAUUUCUUCCUCUUCAAGCCAAAUUAACCAUGGGCCUGAGCUCGCCAGAUUGUCUGACAGCUAUUACCAGGGAUCCUGGAUGCCAAGAAAUAAUGAUACAGCACCCUACAUCCAGGUAGACUUCCAGGAACUGAAAUACCUCUCAGGUAUAGUGACACAAGGUGAGGGGGUGCAGGAGAAGUGGGUCACCGAGUACCAGGUCUAUACCAGCGUUGAUGGUCAGAACUUCAUCCCCUACUCGGAAAAACAAGAUGGCGUCAUCAAGGUUUUCAAAGCUAAUGUGGACUCCAACUCUGCUGUGACGAAUAUGUUUGUCCAGAAUCUGAUUGCCAGAUACAUCCGGAUAGUUCCAGUUAGCAGUCACAUGCGUUUUGCUAUGAGAUUUGAUGUUCUUGGAUGCAAUCCAUCUCAAGAAAAUCCUGAUGUAACCACCCGUGUUCCACUGUAUACCACAAUCAAAACCACCACAGCAGUUCCCACCCUUCCUCCUGGUCAAUCCACACAGAGCACACAUUCAACCCUGGCACCACCAACUGUGACAACUCUUCCAACACCUAAAGCAUGUUUGAUUCCAAUGGGCUUGAGUGACCGUUAUGUAAUAACCAAUGAACAGCUGACCUCGUCUUCUAACCUGGACAGUUCACACGCUGCCUAUGAUGGCAGGCUGCACAAUCUUGUCUCCGCGACAUCAGGUGGCUCAUGGAUACCCAGCACCAAUUCACAAGAAUGGAUCAUGGUUAACUUCUUAGAGCCUAAACUUCUAUCAGCGCUAACAACACAAGGCAGCCCAGACUCCAGUCGUUGGGUAGAAAAGUUCAACGUCUACUACAGUCUGAAUGGUGUGGACUUCACACCUUACACAGAGUUCCCUGGUGACCAGACACCUUACCUGUUCAGUGGUAACACAGACAGUACAACACCUGUGAGGAAUUUAUUCAACCGUGACAUUGUCGCCCAGUACCUGAAGAUUGUUCCAGUCAAAGCGUCCCCCGCGGGAGUGGGUCUGAGAUUUGAUGUCCUGGGUUGUCAGCCAAGUUUGCCACCAGAAAAAACUACAAUCCCAACACCUCCUCCAUUGGUCACUGGCUCAACCCCAAGUCCAGGCACUGGACCAACGCUUGCACCAACCACACCUCCAACAAUAAACUGCGACCUUUCCAUGGGUAUUACAAAUCCUCUUGUAAUUCCCGACAAUCAGUUGACUGCCUCCAGUUCACUAGAUGUGUUCCAUAAUCCAUCUAGAGGCAGACUGGACCAACAUAAGGAUGGGCUACUAGCUGGAGCUUGGUCACCCAGCCUGACAGACACAGCUCCUUACAUCCAAGUAAACUUCCUCUCACCUUAUGAGAUCUCCGGAGUGACCACUCAAGGCAGCCCUGACCAGCCAUCUUGGGUCACCAAGUACAUUGUGUACUACAGUAAUGAUGGGGCCAACUUUCAGCCUAUACUAGACAAGUCUGACACCCCCAUCGUAUUUAACGCCAACACUGACCAAUACACACCGGUGACCAACUUUUUCCCAACUACAUCUGCCCAGUACAUUCAAAUCCGACCAACAGAUUCCCAUAAUGCGAUUGCAUUAAGAUUUAAUCUGUUUGGGUGUAACACGCCUACCCCAACACCCAUUCCUCCAGCGUAUUCUACACAAUCUCCACCUUUGAUUGUGUCUGGUGUUACAACACUCCAGCCAAGCCCAGGUGUAUUUGGAAGCACUCUUUCACCUCCCACACCUUUUGUUCCAAUUCCAGAAACAGUUUGUAAUAUUCCAAUGAAUGUGGAUCGCCCAUCCAUGGUAUCCAACAGCCAGCUGUCAUCAUCCAGUGAUCUGAGCCCAGAGACUUCAGCAUCCCACGGGAGAUUGGAUAGUCAGCUUUCAUCAUGGAUGCCUGCUAUCGCUGAUAAAUAUCAGUGGCACCAAGUGGAUUUCAUGACACCCCAGAAUCUGUCCGGCGUACUGACCCAGGGCAGCCCAGAUCUGGAGAAGUGGGUCUCCUCCUUCACUGUCAGCACCAGCUUGGACGGCUACACUUUCUACCCUGUCCGUGGUGCUGAUGGCAGAGUGCUUGUUUUCUCUGGGAAUACUGACAAAGAUUCAGUGAUGAGAAACUAUUUCCCUCAUCUCAUUGUUGCCAGAUAUGUUCGACUUGAACCACUGACCUGGGCUCCCAAUGGAAUAGGCCUGAGAUUAAAUUACAUCGGCUGUUUCUCCUCUCUCGUUCCGACCCCAAGACCCACAGUGCUGUUCCAGAUGGACAUACCAACACUGCCACCAGGAGUUACAACUACUGCUGGCACUCCUACAUUGUCUCCUCCAGUGGUAUUUGUACCUUUCAAAGAACCAUUGUGCAGUAAAGAAAUGGGCUUAAAGAACCAAAGGAUUGUUGAUGAUACACAGAUAACAGCUUCGUCCAGUGCAAGUGGUCAUGAGCCUCACUUGGCACGGCUUUCUGAUGCUGAGUACCAGGGUUCUUGGAUGCCAGGAAUUGACGAUGAUGGACCCUACAUUCAGGUGAACUUCAGAGAAUUAAAAUACCUGUCAGGUGUUACAACCCAGGGUGAGGGUAGAGAAAACAAGUGGGUCACUGAGUACAAAGUCUACUUCAGCGUUGAUGGUGUCGACUUCUACCCCUACUCUGAAAAACAAGAUGGAGUAGUCAAAGUGUUUUCAGCAAACUCUGACACCAACACACCAGUCUCCAACUACUUUGUGAACAACGUCCUUGCUCAGUACAUUCGUAUUGUACCAGUGGGUAGCCACAUGGGAUUUGCCUUGAGGUUUGAUGUUCUUGGCUGCAACCCAUCCAAAGAAAACCCCACAGUUACUGUACGCCCAACACUGUACCCACCAAUGGAAACUACCACAAAAACCAGCACAGCUGCACCUACUUUACCCUCUGGGCAGACAAGGGAAACAACACUUGUUCCAACCCCUGGAACCACAGUUAUCCUUCCUCCUCAAGUGUGUCUGACUCCUAUGGGUUUGAGUAACCAUUACCAAGUAGCCAAUGAGCAGCUGAGUUCCUCAUCCAAUCUUGAUGCUACUCACACAGCAGCAGACGGCAGACUUUACAACAGUGUUUCCAGCACUUCUGGUGGAUCCUGGAUUCCUGGCCCUGGUACACAGCAGUGGAUCACAGUCAACUUUGAGGAGCCAAAGCUAAUAUCUGGUGUAGUGACUCAAGGCAGUCCAGACUCCCCCAGAUGGGUAGAGAAGUUCAACGUCUACUACAGCCUGAAUGGGAAGGACUUUACCCCUUACACUGAGUAUCCAGGGGAGUCAACACCUUACCUGUUCACUGGAAACACAGACAGUACAACACCUGUGAGGAAUUUAUUCAACCGUGACAUCAUAGCCCAGUAUGUGAAGAUUGUUCCAGUCCAGGCAUCACCUGCUGGUGUAGGCCUCAGGUUUGAUGUGAUUGGCUGCCAGCCUAAAGUGCCAGAAGUUAUUUUGGUGCCACCACCACUACAUUCAACAACACCCGGUACUGGGCCGACAUAUGCUUCACCAUCAGUUCCUACAGUCAUAACAUGUGACAUUCCUAUGGGAAUCACAAAUCCCAUGAUCAUUGGUGACAAGCAGCUGACAGCCUCAAGUUCACUGGACAUAUUCCAUGUCCCAUCAAGAGGACGUCUUGGCAUGCAUAAAGAUGGUUCAUUUGCUGGCGGGUGGUCUCCAAGCCUGACUGACCAAAACCCAUAUAUCCAAGUGGACUUCCUCUCACCUUACCAAAUCUCAGGUGUGACCACACAAGGCAGUGCUGACCAGCCAUCUUGGGUCACCAAGUACACUGUGUACUACAGCACUGAUGGGGUCAACUUCCAGCCUGUAGUGGACAGCACAAACAAACCUGUGGUCUUUAAUGGCAACACUGACCAGUACACCCCAGUGACCAAUUUCUUCCCCACCAUCUCAGCUCAGUAUGUCCAGAUUCGUCCAGUGGAGUCCCACAACUCCGUUGCCUUAAGGUUUAAUCUGUACGGAUGUAACACACCUUUCCCCACACCCAUGACACCAAUGUAUUACACCCCCACUCUGACACCAACUUUGGGAGUAUUCACUACACCCACACCUAGUGCAGGGUUGUAUGUCAGCACUGAGACACCACCCACACCUUUCCUAUUGAUUCCAGAAUUAUUGUGUAAUAUUCCAAUGAAUGUGGACCGUCCAUCUUUGAUGCCCGAUAGCCAGUUCUCUUCUUCAAGUAAUUCAGGACCUACAACAACAGCAUCUGACGGAAGACUAGAUAAGCUUUCAUCCUGGAUACCAGGGACUGUUGAUAGGCAUCAGUGGCACCAAGUUGACUUCCAGACACCCCAGAAUCUAUCAGGGAUUCUCACACAGGGCAGCCCAGAUGUGGAGAGAUGGGUCUCCUCCUUCUCUAUCAGCACCAGCAUGGACGGGUUCACAUUCUACCCCCUGCGAGGAAAUGAUGACAAUGUUAUAGUCUUCUCAGGCAACACUGACAAGGACUCAGUGAUCAGAAACUAUUUCCCUCGUGUGAUUGUUGCUCGUUAUGUCCGUGUUGAGCCACUGACCUGGUCACCCAAUGGCCCUGGACUGAGACUGAACUACAUUGGCUGCGUCUCAUCUGCUGUACCCACACCUCGGCCAACUGUUCCGUUCUACAUGGAGCCACCACCAAUCAUUAGUGGGACACCAACAGCACCCACCCUCACUGUCAGCCCUGGAGUCUCACAGACACCAACACCUGGGCCAUCAGAACUUUUGUGUAACAAGAAGAUGGGCUUACAGAACCAGAGAAUUGUCCAGGACUCCCAAAUCACAGCCUCAUCAAGUAAACCUUCACAUGGGCCAGAACUUGCCAGAUUGGCUGAAAAUGAAUAUCAAGGAUCCUGGAUACCAACCAAUGGUGAUGACAAACCAUUCAUCCAGGUCGACUUCAGGGAGCCUAAAUUCUUGUCAGGUGUAGUGACACAAGGUGAAGGUCAUGAAGACAGAUGGGUCACUGAGUACACAGUGUACACAAGUGUAGAUGGAGUGGACUUUAUUCCCUAUUCAGACAAACAGGACGGAGUAGCUCAAGUCUUUGCUGCAAACUUUGACAAAAACACUGCUGUUACUAAUUACUUUGUCAAGAACAUCAUAGCCCAGUAUAUUCGCAUUGUGCCUGUUGGCAGCCGAAUGGGAUAUGCUUUGAGAUUUGACGUCUUGGGUUGCAAUCCAUCAGAAGAAAAGAUUGACCUUGUCACUCGGCCUCCACUGUUCCCACCUGCAACAACAACAACUACUGCAGCGCCAUCUUUAAUGCCAGGCCAGACAACCCAGUCAACACUUUCUCCAUCAACACCAAAAGUUACAGAUAUUCCUCCACCAAAAGUUUGUCUGACACCCAUGGGAGUGAGUAGCCAGUAUAUAGUGACCGAUGCCCAGCUGACCUCCUCAUCUAACCUGGACACCACCCACACAGCCGCUGAUGGCAGAUUGUACAACACACUGUCUAGCACUUCUGGUGGAUCUUGGAUUCCUAGCUCUAAUCAAGACCAGUGGAUCAUGGUAAAGUUCCAAGAACCAAAACUCAUCUCUGGAGUUGUGACACAAGGCAGCCCAGAUUCACCUCGUUGGGUGGAAAAGUUUAACGUCUACUACAGUCUGAAUGGAAAAGAUUUUGUUCCUUACACAGAGUUCCCUGGUGGACAGACACCCUAUCUCUUCAGUGGUAACACAGAUGCAACAACUCCCUUAAGGAACCUUUUCAACAGAGACAUCAUAGCCCAGUAUGUGAAGAUUGUGCCGGUACAGUCUGCUCCUAAUGGUGCAGGUCUCAGGUUUGAUGUGUUGGGUUGUAUACCAGACUUACCACCUGAGGUCCUGACUCCACCUCCUCUUGUGACUGGCCCCACACCUUCCAUUGGCACUGGAACAACUUUAGUGCCUCCUUUAAUCAUAACAUGUGAACUUCCAAUGGGUGUAACAAAUCCUAUGAUAAUUGGUGACAAGCAGCUGACAGCAUCCAGUUCACUGGAUAUCUACCACGUUCCUUCAAGAGGCAGGCUUUAUAUGGAAACUGAUGGUUCAAUGGCUGGUAGCUGGUCUCCUAGCUUGACUGACAAGUCUCCGUAUAUCCAAGUUGAUUUCCUCUCACCGUUUGAAAUCUCCGGGGUGACCACACAGGGCAGUCCAGACAGUCCAUCCUGGGUGACCAAGUACACUGUGUACUACAGUACAGACGGCGUCAACUUCCAGCCGGUCCUAGACAAAACAGACAACCCCAUGGUCUUCAACGGCAACACUGACCAGUACACACCUGUGACCAACCUGUUCCCACCUGUUGUGGCCCAGUACAUCCAGAUCAGGCCGGUUGAGUCUCACAACUCUGUGGCCCUGAGGUUCAACCUGUUGGGUUGCCACACUCCCACACCAACGCCGGGUGUACCACUCAGCUUGAUCACCACAAGUUUAGCCCCCAGCAUCACGCUGUCCACUACCCUAACACCAAGCCCAGGUGGGCCUGUCGCCACCUUGGCCCCUCCAACACCCUUUAUGCCUCCACCAGAAACAAUCUGCAAUGUGCCAAUGAAUGUAGACAAACCAUCAAUGAUACCAAACAGCCAACUUACUUCAUCAAGCAGUGCAGGUCCUCUAACUACAGCAGCUGAUGGCAGACUUGACAACACACUCUCUUCAUGGAUUCCUGCUGUUGUAGACAAGUAUCAAUGGCACCAAGUGGACUUCCUAUCACCACAAAAACUUUCUGGCAUCUUAACUGAGGGCAGCCCAGAUGUGGAGAGAUGGGUCUCCUCCUUCACAGUCAGCACCAGUAUGGACGGCUACACUUUCUACCCAGUCACUGGGGAUGAUGGCAGUGUUGUUAUAUUCAAAGGAAAUACAGAUAAAAGUUCAGUUGUUAGGAACUACUUCCCCAAGAUGAUUGUGGCCAGGUAUGUCCGUGUGGAACCUUUGACCUGGGCACCCAAUGGUCCUGGCCUGAGACUCAACUACAUCGGCUGCUUCUCUUCUAGCAUUCCAACACCUCGACCUCCUGUACCUUUUGAAAUUGAAGAGCCCCCUAUUCUGAUUGUUGGCACAACUCUUGUGCCCACAACACCUGGCCCUAAUGUCACUCCCUUGCUCCCUCCAGUUCUAGAGAUGCCAAUUUGUACCAAAAAGAUGGGCUUACAAAACCAAAGAAUUAUCCAGGACAACCAGAUCACAGCAUCUUCCAACAAAGUGAACCAUGGGCCUGAGUUGGCCAGACUUUCUGAAAGUCAAUACCAGGGAUCCUGGAUGCCAGGAAUUGAUGAUGAUUCACCAUACAUCCAAGUGGAUUUCAAAGAGCCAAAGUUUUUAUCUGGCGUGGUGACUCAAGGUGAAGGUCGUGAGGACAGAUGGGUGACAGAGUACCAAGUGUACUACAGCAUCAAUGGUGCUGACUUCAUUCCUUACUCUGAGCAGCAAGAUGGAGUAGCUCAAGUGUUUAAAGCCAAUGUGGACAGAAAUUCUCCAGUCACAAAUUAUUUUGCUAAAGACAUCAUCGCACAGUACAUUCGCAUUGUUCCUGUCAGCAGUCAUGUUAGCUAUGCGUUGAGGUUUGACAUUCUGGGCUGCAAUCCUUCUGAAGAAAAACUGGACAUCACCACACGAGCACCUCUCUACAGUACCACACCAGGAGCACCAACUCUGGCACCAACUCUACGUCCAGGGGAGACAACACAGUCUACCCUCUCCCCACCAACCCCUGGGGUGACAUCUGUCCCUACUCCAAGUGUGUGUCUCAUUCCCAUGGGUGUGAGCAGCCAUUACAUUGUGACAGAUCAACAACUGACCUCCUCGUCCAGCAUUGACAGCACUCACACUGCAGCAGACGGCAGACUUUACAGCCAGGUCUCCAGCACAUCAGGAGGCUCUUGGAUUCCUAGUACUCAAGGGCAACAAUGGAUUAUGGUUGAUUUCCAAAAACCAAAACUCAUCUCUGGAGUGGUGACACAAGGCAGCCCAGAUUCACCUCGUUGGGUGGAAAAGUUUAACGUCUACUACAGCUUGAAUGGAAAAGAUUUUAUUCCUUACACAGAGUUCCCUGGUGACCAGACACCUUACCUGUUCAAUGGUAACACAGACAGUACAACACCUGUGAGGAAUUUAUUCAACCGUGACAUCAUAGCCCAGUAUGUGAAGAUUGUUCCAGUCCAGGCAUCACCUGCAGGUGUAGGCCUCAGGUUUGAUGUCUUAGGUUGUCAGCCAUCUUUCCCACCAGCCGUUGUCUCCACACCUGCCCCAACACCUGUGCCAACUGGCCCCACUCCAACUCCAGGAACUGGACCAACACUACCACCAAAGAUAGUGUGUGACCUUCCAAUGGGAAUUAACAACCCACUGAUCAUCAAUGAUAAACAGCUGACAGCUUCAAGUUCUCUGGAUGUUUUCCAUGGCCCAACUAGAGGAAGGCUAGAGAUGAACAAGGACGGAUCAUUUGCAGGAGGGUGGUCUCCGAGUGUAUCAGAUACAAACUCCUACAUACAAGUGGACUUCCUGGCACCAUACGAGAUAUCAGGUGUGACCACACAAGGCAGUGCUGACCAGCCAUCUUGGGUCACCAAGUACACAGUGCACUACAGCGUUGAUGGCAUCAACUACCAACCUCUCCUGGACAAGUCUGACAACCCAGCUGUCCUAACUGGCAACUCUGACCAGUUCACGCCAGUCGCAAACUUCUUCACACCAGUCAUUGCCCAGUUUGUGCAGAUCCGACCAAUUGAAUCACACAAUUCUGUUGCCUUGAGAUUCAACCUGUUUGGGUGCAACACACCAGUGCCCUCACCAUCAACAUCAACACCAAGACCAACUACCGCAGCACCACACAUUGGUCAGUUCACUACAGCAACACCAAGUGCUGGCCAGCAUGUAAGCACAGAGGCUCCCCCUACACCAUUUUUAGUCAAACCUGAUCUCCUGUGUAACGUUCCAAUGAAUGUUGAUAGGCCAUCAAUGGUUCUCAACUCUCAGCUGACCUCAUCAAGUUUUGCUAGCAUCUACACUACAGCUGCACAAGGAAGACUUGACAAUAAACUUUCUUCUUGGAUACCAGCCGUGGCAGACAAGUCACAAUGGCACCAGGUUGACUUCCUGGCACCCCAGAAUUUGUCAGGCAUCCAGACACAGGGCAGUCCAGAUUUGGAAAAAUGGGUGUCUUCUUUUACUGUAAGCACGAGCAUGGAUGGAUACACUUUCUACCCCAUUCGUGGAGAUGAUGGCAAAGUUACAAUUUUUAAUGGAAACACAGACAAAGAUUCUAUAAAGCUGAACUACUUCCCACAUAUGGUAGUCGCCAGAUACAUGAGAGUGGAGCCAGUCACAUGGGCACCAAAUGGCCCAGGAUUGAGGCUAAACUACAUCGGCUGCUUCUUUACAUCAGCACCCACUCCCCGGCCCACAGUUCCAUUCUCCAUACCACCUGUAAUAGGAGAACCGACACUUGCUCCAACUACAGCCAUACCUACUAUCUCACCACCAACUGGAACAGCUACAUCAAUCUCAACACUGGAACCAGUUUGUGGACUCAACAUGGGACUACAAAAUGAGAGAAUUGUCCUAGACAGUCAGCUGACGUCAUCCAGCUCCAAAGAUGGGCACUCACCCGCACUAGCAAGGCUAACAAAUGGCCAGUAUCAAGGCUCUUGGGUACCUGGAACCGAAGAUGAAGCUCCAUUUAUUCAAGUUGAUUUUAGAGAAUUGAAGUACCUGUCUGGUGUAGUGACACAGGGUGAAGGUCGUGAGGAGAAAUGGGUCACACAAUAUGAAGUCUACACUAGUGUAGAUGGUGUGGACUUUAUCCCCUACUCAGACAAACAAGAUGGUGUUGCCAAACUGUUCACAGCCAACACUGACACCAACACCCCUGUGACGAAUUAUUUUGUUCAAAAUAUUUUUGCUCGUUACAUUAGGAUUGUACCAAAAAGUAGUCACCGAGGAUUUGCACUGAGGUUUGAUGUACUGGGCUGUAACCCAACAGAAGAGAAGCUUGAAGGUUCCACCCGUGUUCCCCUUUUCCCUCCUGUAACCACUACCAGCACCAAAGCACCUUCCACCCCCUCAGGUCAAACAGCACCCCCUACCCUCUCACCACCCACACCAGGGCAAACUGAAAUCCCUCCACCCAAAGUGUGUGUUAUCCCCAUGGGUGUGAGCAACCACUAUCAGGUGUCAAACAACCAACUCACCUCAUCCUCAAACUUGGAUAGCAACCACACAGCAGCAGACGGCAGGCUCUACAACAGCAUCUCUAGCACCUCUGGGGGGUCCUGGAUUCCACAAACUGAUUCUCAACAAUGGAUUAUGGUAAAAUUCCAAGAACCAAAACUCAUAUCAGGGGUGAUCACUCAAGGUAGUCCAGACUCCCCACGCUGGGUAGAAAAGUUUAACAUCUACUACAGCACCAAUGGGAGAGAUUUUAUCCCUUACUCAGAGUACCCAGGAGAUUCAACACCAUACACAUUCAGUGCCAAUACGGACAGCACAACUCCAAUCAGAAACCUUCUCAACCGCAACAUCAUAGCUCAGUACUUGAAGAUUGUCCCAGUUCAAGCUGCCCCCGGUGGCGUUGGUCUCAGAUUUGAUGCUCUGGGUUGCCAGCCAGAGACUGUCCAGACUGUGUACCUGAUACCCACUCCAUUGGUCCCUGGAUCAACCAUGUCUCCCUCCACUGGUCCAACUUUACAUCCACCAAUAAUACUGACCUGUGACCUCCCUAUGGGUAUCUCAAAUCCUCUUAUCAUUAAUGAUAAACAACUGACCGCCUCAAGCUCACUGGAUAUUUACCACGGACCAUCAAGAGGCAGGCUAUAUAUAGAAACAGAUGGAUCUCAGGCUGGUGGCUGGUCACCAAGUGUGUCUGACAAAGCUCCUUACAUUCAAGUGGACUUCCUGGCGCCUUACGAAAUCUCUGGAGUGACCACACAAGGCAGUGCUGACCAGCCAUCUUGGGUCACCAAGUACACUGUGUACUACAGCACAGAUGGCGUAACCUUCCAGCCUGUAGUCGACGCCACGGAUAAUCCAAUAAUUUUCAACGGCAACACUGACCAGUUCACACCGGUCACUAACCGGUUCCCCACAGUUGUAGCUCAGUAUGUGCAGAUCCGACCAGUGGAGUCCCACAACUCAGUGGCCUUGAGGUUUAACCUCCAGGGCUGUAGGACUCCCACCCCCAUUCCUGGGAUCCCCUCCAUCUUGCUCCCUCCAACUGUAGCACCAACCAUUGGCUUGUUAACUACACCAGCGCCCAGCGCAGGAAGCCAUGAAAGUACUGUCUCACCUCCCACACCUUUCAUGCCUCCACCAGAUACAAUAUGCAAUGUCCCAAUGAAUGUUGACCAGCCUAAUCUGAUACCCAAUGGUCAGCUUUCUUCAUCAAGCAAUGCAAGUCCACAAAGCACAGCUGGAGAUGGAAGAUUGAACAACAAACAAUCGUGGAUGCCUGAACCUUCUGAGCCACACCCAUGGCACCAAGUCAACUUCCUGUCACCCCAGAAACUUUCAGGGGUUCUCACACAAGGCAGCCCAGAUGCUGAGAAGUGGGUCUCAUCUUUCACUGUUAGCACCAGCCUUGAUGGCUAUACAUUUUAUCCAUUGCGCGGAGAUGAUGGGAAAGUUGUGAUUUUCUCAGGAAAUACUGACAAAGACUCCAUCAUCAGAAACUAUUUCCCACAUGCUGUUCUAGCCCAGUACAUUCGUGUAGAGCCCCUGACAUGGUCACCAAAUGGAGCUGGUCUUAGACUGAACUACAUUGGUUGCUUCCCUUCAUCAUACCAAACACCCCAGCCUCUGGUACCAUUUGAAAUACAGCAGCCUCCCAUACCCAUAGGGGCAACAACUGUGGCUCCAACAACUUUCAGUCCAUAUGUUACACCCCCUGUUCCACUAACUAUUGAUGUGCCAGUGUGUACAAAAGAGAUGGGCUUACAGAACCUGAGGAUUGUGCAAGACACUCAAAUAACUGCUUCAUCACACAAACUGGCACAUGGACCAGAACUGGCCAGGCUUUCAGAAAAUGAAUACCAAGGCUCUUGGAUACCACUAACAAGUGAUGACUCACCAUACAUCCAAGUGGAUUUCAGAGAGCCCAAAUUUUUAUCUGGUGUUGUAACUCAAGGUGAAGGCCGUGAAGAGAAAUGGGUCACAGAAUAUGAAGUGUAUUACAGCAUCAAUGGUGUUGACUUCAUCCCUUACUCUGACAAGCAAGAUGGCACAGCAAAACUUUUCAAAGCAAAUUUUGACGGGAACUCUCCAGUAACAAACUACUUUGUUGAGAACAUUAUCGCCCAGUACAUCCGCAUUGUUCCUGUCAGUAGCCAUAUGGGUUACGCAAUGAGAUUUGAUGUCAUGGGCUGCAACCCAAGUAAAGAACAGACUGACAUCACAGUUCGCCCUCCUUUGUAUCCUCAUCCCCCUACAACAACAACUCUAGCUCCAACUCUACCAUUUGGGCAGACAACUCCACCAACUCUCUCCCCGCCAACACCAGGAGUGACAGAAAUUCCUCCACCAUUGGUGUGCCUGAUACCAAUGGGUCUAAGCAGCCAUUACAUAGUGAAAGAUGAUCAGCUGACAUCUUCAUCAAACCUAGACAGCACACACACAGCAGCUGAUGGCAGACUCUUUAACUCCAAUGGAUCCUGGAUUCCUGGUCCUGGUGAGCAACAAUGGAUUUCUGUAAAAUUCCAAGAACCAAAACUCAUCUCUGGAGUGGUGACACAAGGCAGCCCAGAUUCAUCUCGUUGGGUGGAAAAGUUUAAUGUCUACUACAGUCUGAAUGGUGUGGACUUCACGCCUUACACUGAGAACCCUGGUGACCAGACACCUUACCUGUUCACUGGUAACACAGACAGUACAACACCUGUGAGGAAUUUAUUCAACCGUGACAUCAUAGCCCAGUAUGUGAAGAUUGUUCCAGUCCAGGCAUCACCUGCAGGUGUAGGACUCAGGUUUGAUGUUAUGGGAUGUAAACCAGAUGAGCCGCCCACUGUAAUGCAGACACCCUCACCACCACCACUGGUCACUGGCCCAACUCCAUCACCAGGAACUGGUCCAACACUGCCUCCAGCUAUAACUUGUGAUCUUCCAAUGGGAAUUUCCAAUACUUUGGUUGUUGGAGAUAAGCAGCUGACCGCAUCAAGUUCACUGGACAUCUACCAUGGUCCAUUUAGAGGCAGACUUGAAAUCAACAAAGAUGGCUCAUAUGCAGGUGGAUGGUCACCAAGCUCAUCAGACAGGAAUCCUUACCUUCAAGUUGACUUCCUGGCACCUUAUGAGAUAACUGGGGUGGUCACACAAGGCAGUGCUGACCAGUCAUCUUGGGUCACCAAGUACACUGUGUACUACAGCACAGAUGGCGUAACCUUCCAGCCUGUCCUUGAUAAGACAGACAACCCAAUGGUCUUCAAUGGCAACACUGACCAGCACACACCUGUCAAGCACUUCUUCUCACCUGUUGUGGCCAGGUACAUCCAGGUCCGUCCAGUAGAGCAGCACAACUCUGUGGCUUUGAGGUUCAACCUGUUUGGAUGCAAGACCCCGUCACCUACCUAUGUGCCCCCUACACCAAUGCCUGUAACCACACCCUCACCACCAUUUGUGCCACUUAUAAAUCAAAUCUGCAAUGUGCCAAUGAAUGUAGACAAACCAUCAAUGAUACCAAACAGCCAACUUACUUCAUCAAGCAGUGCAGGUUCUCUAACUACAGCAGCUGAUGGCAGACUUGACAACACACUCUCUUCAUGGAUUCCUGCAGUGACUGACAUUCACCCAUGGCAUCAAGUGGACUUCAGGUCACCACAGAAUCUCUCUGGCGUUCUCACACAAGGCAGUCCUGAGCUGGAGAAAUGGGUGUCAGCAUAUACCAUCAGUACCAGCAUGGAUGGGCUCACAUUCUAUCCUAUCCGUGGAGAUGAUGGAAAUGUUGUCAUAUACCAUGGCAAUACGGAUAAAGAUUCUACAGUCAGAAAUUACUUCCCACAUAUGGUUGUGACUCGAUUUGUCCGCCUGGAACCAGUGACCUGGUCACCCAAUGGCCCAGCCUUGAGACUCAACUACAUUGGCUGCUUCUCUGCACUGGUGCCAACACCUCGACCCCCUGUACCUUUCUACAUUGACACACCCCCACUGGUGACAGGAGCGUCCACACCAGCCUACACAGCACCAACUCUCUCCCCACCUACAGCUGCAGUUAUUGUGACUCUACAGCCUGUGUGUAAAACCUACAUGGGCCUACAGAAUGAAAGAAUUGUAGAAGAUCACCAGCUGAAGGCCUCAUCCAGCAGUUCCUCUCAUGGUCCUGAGCUGGGCAGACUUUCAGAGAAUGGAUACCAGGGUUCCUGGAUGCCUGACACCAAUGACCAGAAACCUUAUAUAGAAGUAAACUUUAAUGAGCUGAAGUACCUGUCAGGUGUUGUGACACAAGGUGAAGGCCGGGAGGAGAAAUGGGUCACUGAGUAUGAGGUCUACUUGAGUUCUGAUGGCCAGAGUUUUUACCCCUACUCAGAUAAACAGGAUGGCAUACCAAAAGUUUUUACAGCUAAUACUGAUACCAACACUCCUGUAACUAAUUUGUUUGUGCAAAACAUCAUUGCAAAAUAUAUCAGAAUAGUUCCAGUUAGUAAUCACCAGGGAUAUGCGUUGAGGUUGGAUAUUUUGGGCUGCAACCCAUCUCAGGAGAAUCCUGUACUCACAACACGUGUGACACUUUUCCCAACUGUUCCAACCACACAGAAGACUAGCACUCAAGCCCCAACCUUAGCCCCUGGUCAAACCGCUGGUCCAACACUCUCACCACCCACACCUGGUCAUACUGAGAUUCCUCCACCUCAAGUUUGUUUGAUCCCUAUGGGCCUGAGCAAUCAUUAUGUGGUGACAGAUGAUCAGCUGACAGCGUCCUCUAGUGUUGAUAGCAGCCACACCGCACAAGAUGGCAGGUUAUACAAUGUCCAGUCUAGUACUUCUGGUGGUUCAUGGAUCCCAAGUACCAACACUAAUGAGUGGAUCAUGGUAAAGUUCCAAGAACCAAAACUCAUCUCAGGAGUGGUGACACAAGGCAGCCCUGAUUCAUCUCAUUGGGUGGAAAAGUUUAAUGUCUAUGUCAGCACAAAUGGUGUGGACUUCACCCCUUACACAGAGUUCCCUGGUGACCAGACACCUUACCUGUUCAAUGGUAACACAGACAGUACAACACCUGUGAGGAAUUUAUUCAACCGUGACAUCAUAGCCCAGUAUGUGAAGAUUGUUCCAGUCCAGGCUUCACCUGCAGGUGUAGGCCUCAGGUUUGACGUCAUGGGAUGUAAACCUGAUGAUACACCAACUUCUGUGCCAACACCAUCACCACCACCACUGGUCACUGGCCCAACUCCAUCACUAGGCACUGGCCCUACAAUAAAACCCACACUUGCACCUACACUGGUUUGCGAUUUACCCAUGGGAAUCACCAAUCCUUUGAUAAUUGGAGACAACCAGUUAACAGCCUCAAGUUCUUUGGAUGUUUACCAUGGCCCAUCUAGAGGAAGGCUGGAAAUGAAUAAAGAUGGAUCCUACGCUGGUGGCUGGUCACCUAGUACAACUGAUCAAACUCCAUACAUUCAAGUCAAUUUCCUGGGACCUUAUGAAAUUGCUGGAGUGACCACACAAGGCAGUGCUGACCAGCCAUCUUGGGUCACCAAGUACACUGUGUACUACAGCACUGAUGGUGUCACCUUCCAGCCUGUCCUGGAUGAAACAGAUGCCCCUAAAAUUUUCAACGGCAACACUGACCAGUACACCCCAGUGACCAAUUUCUUCCCCCCUGUUGUGGCUCAGUAUGUCCAGAUUCGGCCAGUGGAGUCCCAUGAUUCAGUAGCCUUGAGAUUCAACCUGUAUGGCUGUAAUGCCCCAGUUCCCUUGGCACUGCUUACUACUCCUACAGCCUCGCCAACUCUGCCUGGGUUUACAACUUUAACCCCAAGUGCUGGACAUCCAGGUGUCACAUUGUCACCUCCCACACCAUUCGUACCUCCACCAGACAAUCUCUGUAAUAUUCCAAUGAAUGUUGAUCGACCAUCUAUUAUGCCAAGUAGCCAGUUCUCAUCAUCCAGCAGUUUUAAUUCUCAAACGACAGCUGGAGAGGGCAGAAUAGAUAACAAACUCUCAUCAUGGAUACCAGCUGUUGCAGAUAAACAACAGUGGCACCAGGUAGAUUUCCUGGCACCUCAAAAUCUGUCCGGCAUACUGACCCAAGGCAGUCCAGAUCUUGAGAAGUGGGUCUCAUCCUUCACUGUCAGCACCAGCACUGAUGGUGUCAACUUCUACCCCAUACGUGGAGAUGAUGGGAAAGUUGUUGUCUUUGCUGGAAACACUGAUAGAUAUUCCAUUAUCCGAAACUACUUCCCCCAUAUGGUUGUAGCAAGAUAUGUGAGAGUGGAGCCAGUGACAUGGGCACCAAAUGGCCCGGGAUUGAGGCUCAACUACAUUGGCUGCUUCUCUGCUUUCGUACCCACUCCUCGACCUCCCGUACCAUUUUACUAUGAGGAGCCAACAGUACCUGCAGGAAUUUCAACGUCUGCUCCAACAGUUGCAGUACCUACAGUUUCUCCACCAACAGUAGUAUCUCUGGGAGUGCCAGUGUGUAGCUUACCUAUGGGAUUACAGAAUCUGAGAAUUGUUAGAGAUGAGCAACUGAAGGCCUCUUCUUUCAAAAAUACAUUUGGCCCGGAACUUGCCAGACUUUCAGAAAAUGAAUACCAAGGAUCAUGGAUACCAGGGGUUAAUGAUGAUGCACCAUAUAUUCAAGUCAACUUUGAGGAACCUAAGUAUCUGUCUGGUGUAGUCACACAAGGUGAAGGACGUGAAGAGAAAUGGGUCACAGAGUAUGAAGUAUACACCAGUGUUGAUGGCAUCAACUUCACUCCUUACUCUCAGAAACAAGAUGGAGUGACAACACUUUUUAAAGCCAACGUUGACAAAAAUACACCUGUGACUAAUUACUUUGUGACAAAUGUCAUCGCCCAAUACAUUAGAAUUGUGCCUAUUAGCAGUCAUAUGGGUGUUGCUUUAAGAUUUGAUAUCUUGGGUUGCAAUCCAUCAAAAGAACAAACUGAAAUAACUGUUCGGCCACCACUGUACCCACCCAGUGCAACAACCAGCACACUAGCACCAACUCUGUACCCUGGACAGACUGCACCGCCCACACUCUCUCCUCCCACUCAUGGGCCCACAGAGAUCCCACCACCUAAAGUGUGCCUGAUCCCUAUGGGAGUGAGCAGUCAUUACUUGGUAACAGAUGCACAACUUACAUCAUCAUCAAACAUGGAUGGUCUACACUCUGCCAGCAGUGGUAGACUUUACAACACUGUGUCCAGCACUUCUGGGGGCUCAUGGAUACCUAGCUAUGAUUAUGAUCAGUGGAUAAUGGUCAACUUCCAAGAACCAAAACUCAUCUCUGGAGUUGUGACACAAGGCAGCCCAGAUUCAUCUCGUUGGGUGGAAAAGUUUAACGUCUACUACAGCUUGAAUGGAAAAGAUUUUAUUCCUUACACAGAGUUGCCUGGCGGACAGACACCCUAUCUCUUCAGUGGUAACACAGACGCAACAACUCCCUUAAGGAACCUUUUCAACAGAGACAUCAUAGCCCAGUAUGUGAAGAUUGUGCCUGUACAGUCCGCUCCUAAUGGCGCAGGUCUCAGGUUUGAUGUGGUUGGCUGCCAACCCAAUAUGCCACCAGAAACAACAGUUUCACCACCACCACUGGUCACUGGUCCCACCCCUACACCAGGAACUGGACCAACACUUAUUCCAACAGUCCCCCCAACAAUUACCUGUGACAUUCCUAUGGGAAUUAACAAUCCCUUAAUCAUCGGAGAUGCCCAGCUAACGGCAUCCAGCUCCUUGGAUAUUUACCAUGGCCCUACUAGAGGCAGGCUGGAGACGGACAAGGAUGGAUCCUAUGCUGGUGGCUGGUCCCCAAGUACAACUGAUCAAACUCCAUACAUUCAAGUCAAUUUCCUGGGACCUUAUGAAAUUUCUGGAGUGACCACACAAGGCAGUGCUGACCAGCCAUCUUGGGUCACCAAGUACACUGUGUACUACAGCACUGAUGGUGUUACCUACCAGCCUGUUGUAGACAACACAGACAGUCCAGUGGUCUUCAACGGCAACACUGACCAGUACACCCCAGUGACCAACUUAUUCCCCCCUGUUGUAGCUCAGUAUGUCCAGAUUCGACCAGUGGAGUCCCACAACUCUGUAGCUCUAAGAUUUAAUUUGCUUGGAUGCUACUCACCAGUGCCAUCACCUACGCCACUCCCCACGCUGACACCUGGAACAUCAACAGCAGCACCUGGCUUUACCACCCUAGCCCCCAGUGCUGGACAGCCAGGUGUCACUGUACCACCACCUACACCUUUCCUACCUCCACCAGAUCAAAUCUGCAAUGUGCCAAUGAAUGUAGACAAACCAUCAAUGAUACCAAAUAGCCAACUUACUUCAUCAAGCAGUGCUGGUCCUCUAACUACAGCAGCUGAUGGCAGACUUGACAACACACUUUCUUCAUGGAUUCCUGCCAUUGCAGAUAAGCGUCAAUGGAUGCAAGUAGAUUUCUUAAAGCCCCAGGACCUGUCUGGUAUCCUCACACAGGGCAGUCCAGACUUUGAGAAAUGGGUCUCAUCCUUCACCAUCAGCACCAGCGUUGAUGGUUACACCUAUUACCCCGUCAGUGGCAAUGAUGGAAAUGUUUUAGUUUUUCAGGGAAACACAGACAAAAACUCUAUUGUUCGCAACUAUUUCCCACAUGUUGUCGUGGCUAGGUAUAUCAAACUUGAACCUCUAACCUGGUCACCAAACGGCCCAGGUCUAAGACUGAACUACAUUGGUUGCUUACCAAUGUCAGUCCCCACUCCACGGCCACUUGUACCAUUCUACAUGGAACAACCAACCAUCCCAACUGGAGCAACGACAUCUGCCACCACUGCUGGCCCAACUGCCUCCCCAACUGCCUCUCCUACUGUACCACACAUUACCUUAAGACCAGAUGUAUGCUUGGAAGAAAUGGGCUUACAAAACCAGAAGAUAAUUCAAGACACGCAGCUCACAGCUUCAUCACAAAAACUGGCCUAUGGGCCAGAGCUUGCCAGGCUGUCAGUGAAUGAAUAUCAAGGCUCAUGGAUGCCGCGCACUGAUGACGAUGCACCUUACAUUCAAGUGGACUUUAAGGAGCCAAAAUUUUUGUCAGCAGUGGUGACCCAAGGUGAAGGACGUGAAGAUCGAUGGACCACGGAGUACCAGGUGUUCUACAGCAUGAAUGGAGUAGACUUCAUUCCUUACUCUGACAAACAAGAUGGCCGACCCAAGACUUUCCCUGCCAAUGUUGACAGGAACUCUCCAGUCACAAACUAUUUUAUCACCAACAUCAUUGCACAGUACAUUCGUAUAGUUCCUGUCAGCAGUCAUUUGGGCUUUGCUCUAAGGUUUGAUGUUCUUGGAUGUAAUCCAUCUAAGGAGAGGGAGGACAUUAGCACCCGUGCACCACCCUACCCACAUGUCACAACAGUCACUACAGCCAAGCCUACACUAGCCCCUGGUCAGACAACACCCCCCACACUCUCCCCUCCUACUCCUGGAACUACCAUUAUUCCUGCACCAUUAGUGUGCUUGAUCCCCAUGGGUCUGAGCAACCACUACAUAGUGACAGAUAAACAAAUAACAUCUUCCUCUGUCCUUGACAACAACCACAAUGCUUUUGAUGGUAGACUCUUCAAUGAGAAGUCCAACAGCUCUGGAGGAUCUUGGAUCCCAAGCCCAACAGAUAGCCAAGCUUGGAUAAUGGUUAACAUGAAUGAGCCAAAGCUGAUCUCUGGAGUAUCAACACAAGGCAGCCCAGAUUCAUCUCGUUGGGUGGAGAAAUACAAUGUCUACUACAGUCUGAAUGGUGUGGACUUCACCCCUUACACAGAGUUCCCUGGUGACCAGACACCUUACCUGUUCUAUGGAAAUACAGACAGUACAACACCUGUGAGGAAUUUAUUCAACCGUGACAUCAUAGCCCAGUAUGUGAAGAUUGUUCCAGUCCAGGCAUCACCUGCUGGUGUAGGCCUCAGGUUUGAUGUGAUUGGCUGCAACCCCAACCUACCUCCAGAAACAAUCAUCACACCACCCCCACUGGUCACUGGACCAACUCCGUCCGUGGGCACUGGACCAACUCUCAAGCCAACGCUACCACCUGGCAUUACUUGUGACCUGCCAAUGGGAGUGAACAAUCCAAAAGUUAUCAGUGACAAUCAGCUGUCUGCAUCUAGUUCUAUGGACUCCCUACAUGGUCCUUCAAGAGGUCGACUGGAGAUAAACCAAGAUGGUUCUCUGGCUGGCGCCUGGUCUCCUAGUGUUUCAGACAAGACCCCCUACAUCCAAGUUGAUUUCUUACAACCACUUGAAGUAUCUGGUGUGGUAACACAAGGCAGUGCUGACCAGCCAUCUUGGGUCACCAAGUACACUGUGUACUACAGCACAGAUGGCGCCACUUUCCACCCUAUAGUAGACAACACUGACAACCCAAUCCUAUUUAAUGGGAACACAAACCAACACACUCCAGUGAAAAACUUCUUCCCAACUGUUGUAGCUCGCUACAUUCAGAUCCGGCCUGUGGAAUCACAUAACUCAGUUGCCCUGAGGUUCAGCUUAUUUGGAUGUACCACGCCCACCCCUAAUGUAGUACCUCCCACCCUGCUGAUACCAACUCCUUCACCAUCAAUAGGAAUAUUCACUGCACCAACACCAUCACCAACUGUACCACAAGUUGGAAGCACAGAAAUGCCACCUACACCAUUCCUAAAUCCUCCAGGUGAAAUAUGUAAUGUCCUGAUGAAUGUGGACCAGCCUUAUUUGUUUUUGGACAGCCAGUUUUCUGCCUCGAGCUAUGCUGAUUCUUACUCAACAGCCUCAGCUGGCAGGCUUGACAACACAUUCAACUCAUGGAUUCCUGAGUUCGCUGAUAGAUACCAGUGGCAUGAAUUAGAUUUCCUGAAACCCCAGGUGUUGUCAGGUGUACUGACCCAGGGCAGCCCAGACCUGGAGAAGUGGGUCUCCUCCUACACCAUCAGCACCAGCUUGGACCACCUCACUUUUUACCCUGUCAGAGACAAUAAUGGAAAUGUGAUAACAUUCUCAGGAAACACAGAUAAAAGCUCUGUUAUCAGAAAUUACUUCCCUCAUACGGUACUUGCCAGGUACAUCAGAGUGGAGCCAGUGACCUGGGCACCCAAUGGACCAGGGUUGAGGCUGGACUACAUCGGCUGUGUGUCGGAGAGCGCUGCGACAAACAAACCCACAGUUCCCUUCCAUGUUGACAUAUCCACAGCCAGUCCAACGUUGACCCCACCCAUGGGCGUGUCUACACCCAGUCCACCACUGUACACCACACCUGCCCCUAUUAUAACUCUUGAGCCAAUGUGUACCAAAGAGAUGGGCCUGCAAAACCAGAGGAUCAUCAGUGACACACAGCUGGCAUCAACAACACAGUCAUACAAACACGGCCCUGAGUUGGCACGUCUCUCAGAAAACUACCAAGGUUCUUGGAUGCCUGCGAAUUCGGACAAUGCUCCAUACAUUCAAGUGAACUUCAGGGAGCUCAAGUACUUAUCAGGAAUUGUGACACAAGGUGAAGGACGUGAAGAGAAGUGGGUCACUGAGUACCAGGUCUACUACAGUGUUGAUGGUGUUGACUUUUACCCAUACUCCAACAAACAAGAUGGCACAGCUAAAACUUUUACUGCUAAUACUGAUACUAACACCAAAGUCACCAACUUCUUUGAAAAGAAUGUCUAUGCUCAGUAUAUUCGCAUAGUACCUGUAAAUAAUCACAAUGGUGUUGCUUUGAGAUUCGAUGUUCUUGGGUGUAAUCCAACUAAAGAGAACCCAACUGUGUCAGUCCGACCUCCAGAGUACACAUACACCACCCUGAGCCCCACACUGCCCACAAACAUUCCUACAUCAAGUGGGGCCACACAAGCUCCCACUGUUACUGUCACUGAUAUACCAGCUCCCAAUGUCUGUCUGAUCCCAAUGGGUUUGACCAGUCACUACAUGAUCUCUGACAAGCAGCUGACAUCUUCUUCUAGCCUGGAUGGCCUACAUCUUCCAUCCAGUGGUCGGCUAGACAAUUAUGUUACCUCCACGUCUGCUGGCUCCUGGGUUCCAAGCACUACAGAUACACACCCAUGGAUCAUGGUGAACUUCAAUGAGCCAAAACUCAUCUCUGGAGUUGUGACACAAGGCAGCCCAGAUUCAUCUCGUUGGGUGGAAAAGUUUAACGUCUACUACAGCUUGAAUGGAAAAGAUUUUAUUCCUUACACAGAGUUCCCUGGUGACCAGACACCUUACCUGUUCAAUGGUAACACAGACAGUACAACACCUGUGAGGAAUUUAUUCAACCGUGACAUCAUAGCCCAGUAUGUGAAGAUUGUUCCAGUCCAGGCAUCACCUUCAGGUGUAGGCCUCAGGUUUGACGUCAUGGGAUGUAAACCAAGCAUUCCUACUGUAAACAUUACACCUUCACCAACACCUUCCAUCACACCAACUCCAUUUGUGGUAACUGGCUCAACUGAUGCCCCAACUCUGCCACCUAAAACAUAUUGUGAUAUCCCAAUGGGCAUAACAAACCCAUUGAUCAUUAGUGACAAGCAGUUGACAGCUUCAAGCACUCUGGAUGUUUAUCACAGCCCAUCAAGAGGCAGGCUUUAUGCCGGCACAGAUGGGUCUCUAGCUGGAGGCUGGUCACCAAGUGUGUCUGACAGAAACCAGUACAUCCAGGUGGAUUUCUUGGCCCCGUAUGAACUUUCAGGUGUGGUCACACAGGGCGGCGCUGAUCAACAAUCUUGGGUGACAAAGUAUAACAUCUUCUACAGCAGUGAUGGCAUCAACUACUACCCAGUCACAGACAACUCUCAACGACCAACUAUAUUUAACGGAAACACUAAUUCCUUUGCUCCUGUCACAAAUUUCUUCUCAACCAUCAAUGCGCGGUACGUCCAGAUUCGGCCAUUAGAUUUCCACGGCUCAAUUGCAUUACGUUUUAAUCUACUUGGAUGCCAGUCUCCGUCACCUAUCCCCACCCCUACCCCAGCAGUGAUAACUGUAACGUCAGCCCCCACUCCGGCUGUCCUCCACACAUGCACCACUGGAUGGUCCGCAUGGAUCAACAACGUAAACCCCGCCAGUGGCAGUGGAGAUUUUGAAGCCAUGAGCGAUGAAGACAAGUCCAAGUUCUGCCCAGGUGGGAAGAUCACAGAUAUCAACUGCGUGGAUGCUGAAACUGGGGAUGACUACGACAGCCUGGCAGAGGCAACUUGUACUGUCGGUGAAGGCCUGAAAUGCUUGAAUGAACCGGACAUUGGAUUAACCUGUAGAGAUUAUAAGAUUAGAUACAUGUGUACAUGCUCAGCAACACCUACACCAAGCAUAGCCGUCCCACAAGGAAGCACAGCUGUUCCCAUCACACCUUUCACACAUUCACCAGAUAUCUUGUGUAACAUACCAAUGAACGUGGACCUGCCCAACUACCUCCCUGACCACCAGCUGUCAGCCUCUAGCAGUCUCAGCCCACAGACCAUGGCCGCUGCUGGCAGACUCCAUAAUGAAUUCUCUUCUUGGGUCCCACGAACUCUUGACCAGAACCAGUGGCACCAGGUAGAUUUCCUGACACCCCAGAACCUGUCAGGUGUUCUCACACAGGGCAGUCCCAAUGCAGAGAAAUGGGUGUCAUCCUUCACAGUCAGCACCAGCAAAGAUGGCUACAACUUCUACCCAGUGCGUGGAGAUGAUGGAAAUGUUGUGGUGUUCUCAGGAAAUUCUGACAAAGAUUCUAUUGUUAGAAAUUACUUCCCACAUCCUGUUGUGGCCAGAUACAUCAGAGUUGAGCCUGUCACAUGGGCACCCAACGGACCAGGCCUGAGGGUUAAUUACAUCGGCUGCUUCAACAUCAACUACCCCACCCCACAUCCCACCUUACCCUUCCUCCAGCCCCCCUUCACACCUGCCCCCACCAUCUCAACCACCACUUCUGCGUAUGGCAGUCCUACACCACAGCCAACUAGACAAACCUUAGAGCCAGUGUGUAGUCAGCAGAUGGGCUUGCAGAACCAGAGAAUUGUUCAAGACUCUCAAAUAACAGCAUCAUCUAGUACAAGGAACCAUAACCCAGAGUUUGCCAGAUUGUCAACAAAUGAUUAUCAGAGCUCUUGGAUACCAGAUACUGCUGACAAAUCCCCAUACAUUGAGGUAGAUUUCCAAGACGUGAAGUUCCUAUCAGGUGUGACAACACAAGGUGAGGGUGCGGAGGACAGGUGGGUCACUGAGUACAAAGUCUACACCAGCGUGGAUGGGACUGACUUUGUUCCUUACUCAGAGAAGCAAGAUGGUCAGGCUACAGUUUUCACAGCCAACACUGACAAAAAUACACCAGUGACCAAUUAUUUUGCCAAAAACAUCAUGGCCAGAUUUAUCCGCAUUGUCCCUGUCAACAGCCAUACUGGCAUUGCUCUAAGGUUUGAUGUUCUUGGAUGCAACCCAUCUAACGAAAUAAUUGAAAGGACAACACGUGCUCCAAUGUACACAACGCUGUACCCACCAUCCAAGCCCAGCACAGAUGCCCCAACCCUCACUUCAUCUCUUGGCUACACAGCACAGCCACCCAUCCCAACAUUCAGUACAGUGCCUCCACCAAAUGUCUGUCUUGUUCCAAUGGGAUUGAGCAGCCAUUACAUUGUGACUGAUGAGCAGUUGACAUCAUCCUCCAAUGUUGAUGGCUUCCACUCCGCAGCAGAUGGCAGAUUAUACAACUCUGUCACUGACACAACUGGCGGAUCUUGGAUUCCUGGAACUGACACACAAUCAUGGAUUAUGGUCAACUUUAAUGAACCAAAACUCAUCUCUGGAGUGGUGACACAAGGCAGCCCAGAUUCACCUCGUUGGGUGGAGAAAUACAAUGUCUACUACAGCCUGGAUGGCAAAGAUUUCACCCCAUACACUGAAUCUCCAGGCAGCCAAACACCUUACCUGUUUACUGGAAACUCAGACAGCAACACACCUGUGAGGAAUCUCUUCAACCGUGACAUCAUAGCGCAGUACGUGAAAAUCGUGCCUGUCGACGCUGCACCAUUUGGUGUUGGGUUGCGGUUUGAUGUUGUGGGAUGUAAACCUUCAGUGCCACAGAUCAUUGCCACACCCACACCAGCGACUCCUUCUGUAGGACCUGGCCCAACACUUGCGCCAACGUUACAAAUUUGUGAUGUCCCUAUGGGAUUAACGAACCCACAGGUAAUUAAUGAUUAUCAGCUGACUGCAUCAAGUGCCCUAGAUGGUCUCCAUGCCCCAAGCAGGGGGAGGUUGUUCACUAAUGCUGAUGGCUCUCUAUCUGGUGGCUGGUCACCAAGCACAUCUGACAAGAGCCCCUACAUCCAGGUAGAUUUCCUUGCACCUUACGAGAUCUCAGGUGUGGUCACACAGGGCAGUGCGGACCAGGACUCCUGGGUCACCAGGUACAUGGUGUACUACAGCAAAGAUGGCGUCAACUUCCAGCCAGUGGCAGACCAGACAUCAGCUCCGCUUGUGUUCAGUGGCAACUCUGACCAGUUCUCUCCGGUCACCAACUUUUUCCCCACCGUUGUGGCCAGGUACAUCCAGAUCCGACCUGUUGAGUUCCACAACUCCGUGGCCUUGAGGUUCAAUGUCAUAGGCUGCCACCCACCUGGCCCAACUCCAGUUCUUGUGACCAUAGCACCAACACCAGUCGUACCCUUCACACCACCUCCAAAUAUGCUUUGUAAUGUACCAAUGACUGUGGACCAGCCUACUACGGUAACAGGUCUACAACUGACCGCAUCUAGUCAAGCUGGACCACUGACAGGUGCCUCAGAAGGCAGGCUAAAUAACCAACUGUCAUCCUGGGUACCAAGCAUUGCUGAUAAGAACCAGUGGCAUCAAGUAGACUUCCUGUCAGCUCAGAACUUGUCAGGUAUUUUAACACAAGGAAGUCCAAAUGCUGAGCAGUGGGUCACCUCCUACACCAUCAGUACCAGCAUGGAUGGGAGCAACUUCUACCCACUGACAAAUGCUGAUGGUAAUGUGAUAAUAUUCGGUGGCAACACAGACAAGGACUCAGUGAUCAGGAACUAUUUCCCUCAUAUGGUUGUGGCCAGGUAUGUUCGCCUUACACCUGUCACCUGGGCGCCACAUGGGCCUGGCCUGCGCUUAAACUACAUUGGGUGCUCACCCCUCAUCACACCUCGACCAACAGUGCCAUUCCUCCAGCCCUACACCGGGCCCAUUGGGAUCCCCAUCAUAUCAACAGGCAGCCCUCCACCACUUUACAACAUUCCUACGGCAUCCCCACCAACUGUAACUCAAGAACCAAUGUGUAACAAAAAAAUGGGACUACAGAAUCAAAGAAUUAUUCAAGACCAAUGGAUAUCAGCAUCUUCCAGCGUCAAUGGACAUGGGUCACAAUAUGCCAGACUGUCUGAGGAUGUCUAUCAAAGCUCAUGGGUUCCACUGGAAACAGACAACUCGCCCUACAUUCAAGUCAACUUCCAAGAACCCAAAUUCUUGUCUGCUGUGGUUACACAAGGUGAAGGUCGGGAAGAGAAGUGGACCACAGAGUACCAAGUCUACCUAAGCUUAGAUGGAGUUGAUUACUACCCGUAUUCUGAUAAACAAGAUGGAGUGGCCAAAAUCUUUACUGCUAACACUGACACCAACACACCAGUCACAAACUAUUUUGUUAAGAACAUCAUGGCCCAGUACAUAAGGAUAGUACCAGUCAAUAGCCACAAUGGUUUUGCUUUGAGGUUUGAUGUUCUAGGUUGUAACCCAUCUAAGGAGAUUGAACAUAUUAGCACCCACGCACCUCCAUACACAACAUCACCAACACCCAAACCUUUAACUGAUGCCCCAACUCUGACAACUGGAGCACCAACUGCACCAACAGCAUCCACUCUACCUCCACCUAAUGUUUGCCUGAUCCCUAUGGGUGUGAGCAGCCAUUACUUCGUCACUGAUGCCCAACUGACAGCAUCCUCACAGCUCAACAGCAACCAUACAGCAGCAGAUGGCCGGCUGUUCAAUGCUGUCUCCAGCACAUCCGGUGGAUCAUGGAUUCCUGGCCCUGGCUCUAAUCAAUGGAUAAUGGUCAACUUCAACGAACCAAAACUCAUCUCUGGAGUGGUGACACAAGGCAGUCCAGAUUCAUCUCGUUGGGUGGAAAAGUUUAACGUCUACUACAGCUUGAAUGGAAAAGAUUUUAUUCCUUACACUGAGAAUCCUGGUGACCAGACCCCUUACCUGUUCAAUGGUAACACAGACAGUACAACACCUGUGAGGAAUUUAUUCAACCGUGACAUCAUAGCCCAGUAUGUGAAGAUUGUUCCAGUCCAGGCAUCACCUGCAGGUGUAGGCCUCAGGUUUGACAUCAUGGGAUGUAAGCCAACAGUCCCAGCAGAGAUUAUUACACCCACCCCUCCCACAGUGACUGGCUCCACCCUUGUACCAACUAUAGGCACAGGACCAACGCUGCCACCAACUAUCUCCUGUGAUAUCCCUAUGGGCCUAACAAACCCCAUGAUAAUUAGUGACAAGCAGCUGACCGCGUCCAGUAUGAAGGAUGAGUUCCAUGGCCCAUCCCGGGGUCGACUUACUGCUGGUACAGAUGGCUCUAUGGCAGGAGGCUGGUCACCUAGUGUAACUGACAAAGAUCCAUAUAUCCAAGUGAACUUUUACGAGCCUUAUGAAAUCUCUGGAGUGGUCACACAAGGCAGUGCUGACCAGCCAUCUUGGGUCACCAAGUACACUGUGUACUACAGCAAUGAUGGUGAACACUUCCAGCCCAUCCUGGAUAAAACUGACAGCCCUGUUGUUUUUAAUGGCAACACUGACCAGCAUACGCCGGUCAAAAAUUUCUUCCCAACAGUUGUAGCUCAGUACAUUCUAAUCAGGCCAGUGGAAUCCCAUAACGAUGUAGCUCUGAGGUUUAAUCUGUUAGGAUGUCGCUCACCUGUACCAACACCUGUGCCUUCACCUGUGCCAGUUUACCUAGAGACACCUUCGUUUGGUUACCCCACUACAGCUACACCUGGUACUGCGACCACUAGAGUCCCACAGACGCCUUUUGUUCCUUUUGUUCUACCUCCAGGUUUAUUAUGUAAUGUGCCAAUGAAUGUGGACAAGUCUAAUCUGGUUCUUGACAGUCAACUGUCAGCAUCAAGCUAUGCUGAACCAGCCACCUCUGCAGGAAAAGGAAGACUUGAUUACCCAUAUUCCUCCUGGGUCCCAAGAGUUGUUGACAGGAACCAGUGGCACCAGGUAGAUUUCCUGACACCCCAGAACCUGUCAGGUGUUCUCACACAGGGCAGUCCCAAUGCAGAGAAAUGGGUGUCAUCCUUCACAGUCAGCACCAGCAUGGAUGGCUACACAUUCUACCCAGUGCGUAACAGUGACGGCUCUAGAGUUAUCUACACCGGAAACUCAGACAAAGAUUCUACAAUAAGGAAUUACUUCCCACAUAUGAUUUUGGCCAGAUUUGUUCGUCUUGAACCUCUGAGCUGGGCACCAAAUGGACCUGGUCUCAGACUAAACUACAUCGGCUGCUUCACUUCUUCUGCGCCUACACCAGUUCCCACUGUACCCUUCCUCCAGCCUGUGAUAACUUUAGCUCCUGGCCUCACCCCAAGUGUUACCUACCCAACUCUGUCACCACCCAAGUAUACUACACUUGAGCCAUUGUGCAUAAAGGAGAUGGGUGUGCAGAACUUGAGAAUAGUUGAGGACAAACAGUUGACAGCUUCCUCCAGUGUAAACCAACAUGGGCCAGAGUAUGGCAGAUUGUCUGCCAGCUAUUAUCAAGGCUCUUGGAUGCCACUUGCCACUGAUGUGUCACCCUACAUUGAGGUAGACUUCCAAGAAUUGAAAUACUUGUCUGGAGUAGUAACACAAGGUGAAGGUCAGGAAGAAAAAUGGGUCACUGAGUACAAAGUCUACACCAGCGUUGAUGGUGUGAACUUUACUCCCUACUCUGAGAAUCAAGACGGCAUUGUGAAAAUAUUCCCAGGCAACACAGACUCUGAUACACCCGCUGCUAACUUCUUUGUUAAAAAUAUCCUAGCGCGGUACAUUCGAAUUGUCCCAGUCAACAGCCACUCUGGUGUGGCUCUAAGAUUCGAUGUGUUUGGAUGUAACCCGUCUAAAGAAAAAGCUGUCACCACACGGGCACCUCAGUACACACCACCCCCAACAACCCCCAGACCUAGCACAGAAGCUCCUCCAUUAUAUUCCUCAGUCAGACCUUCCAAUGAACCAACUCCUUCACCCACACCUCUUGUUAUACCACCUCCAAAGGUGUGUCUCCUUCCUAUGGGUGUCAGCAACCAUUACGUAGUAGCAGACGGCCAGCUGACGUCAUCCUCCAAUAUUGACAGCUUGCACUCAGCAGCAGACGGCAGACUUUACAAUCUUCUGUCUCCUACCAGUGGAGGAUCUUGGAUUCCUGGGCCAGAAGCUCAGUCAUGGAUCAUGGUCAAUUUCAUGGAGCCAAAGUUGCUUUCUGGGGUGGAAACUCAAGGCAGUCCAGACGGCAGUCGCUGGGUAGAAAAGUUCAACGUCUACUACAGUAUGAAUGGUGUGGACUUCACACCUUACACUGAGAACCCUGGUGACCAGACACCUUACCUGUUCAGUGGUAACACAGACAGUACAACACCUGUGAGGAAUUUAUUCAACCGUGACAUUAUAGCCCAGUACUUGAAGAUCGUACCUGUCAAGGCAUCACCUGCUGGUGUAGGCCUCAGGUUUGACGUCAUGGGAUGUAAACCAGAUUCACCUUCUCAGAUCAUCAUCACACCAUCACCACCCACUGGCUCUACACCUACACCAGGAACUGGACCAACACUUGCACCAACAUUGCCUGCCAAGCCAACUUGUGAUGUGCCUAUGGGAGUUAGCAAUCCUUUGCUUGUCAAAGAAAGUCAGCUGACAGCCUCCAGUUCACUGGAUGUGUUCCACGCCCCAUCACGAGGUCGACUCUACACCAACAGAGAUGGCUCACUAGCUGGUGCCUGGUCACCUAGCGCAACGGAUAACAAUCCCUACAUCCAAGUGGACUUCCUCUCACCCUAUGAAAUCUCAGGGGUCACCACACAAGGCAAUGCUGACCAGCCAUCUUGGGUGACAAAAUACACUGUUUACUAUAGUAACGACAGUAUAAAGUAUGAGCCAGUGAAAUCCAGCACAGGCAGCCCAGUGGUGUUUGAUGGCAACACUGACCAGUUCACCCCUGUGACCAACUACUUCCCUACUAUUGUAGCUAGGUACAUUCAGAUUAGACCAGUGGAGUCCCAUAAUUCUGUAGCGUUGAGAUUUGAUAUCUAUGGAUGUCACCCCCCUUCACCACUGCCAUACCUAGAAUUCCCACCUGGCAUGAACAUACCCACCUACACAGGACCUCCUACACCCUUCACACAUGCACCAGAGAUCAUUUGUAAUGUACCAAUGGACCUUGACCUGCCAGCUUUUGUAGCAGACAACCAGUUCACAGCUUCUAGCUACGCUGGACCUCAAACAGUUGCCUCAGCUGGUAGACUUUACAACAAGUUGAGCUCCUGGAUUCCUGGUGUUGUGAACCAAAACCAGUGGCACCAAGUCGAGUUCCUGUCAGCCAAAAACCUCUCAGGUAUUCUGACCCAGGGCAGCCCCAAUGCAGACAAGUGGGUGUCCAGUUUCACAGUCAGCACCAGCUUGGACGGCUACACUUUCUACCCAGUGCGUGACAAUGAUGGCAACACCAUUGUUUUCACUGGAAACUCUGAUAAGGAUUCUGUUAUAACUAACUUCUUCCCUCGUAUCACUCUGGCCAAAUAUGUACGAGUUAUACCUGUAACCUGGGCAGCAAGCGGUCCUGGAUUGAGACUCAACUACAUUGGCUGCUACUCAACCUCUUACACAACACUGCAGCCCACUGUACCCUUCUCUAUCCAUACAACUGCUGGACCAACUGGCACAACCAAUGCUCCAACACCCACUCCACAUAUCGUUACUCUGGAACCUUUGUGUGGAAAAGAUAUGGGCUUACAAAACCUGAGGAUAGUUGAGGACUCUCAAAUUUCUGCAACAUCAAGUAGCAGUGGUCAUGGCCCAGAACUUGCCAGAUUGUCUGGAACUUUCUACCAAGGAUCCUGGAUGCCUUCGCCAACUGACAGUGCACCAUACAUAGAAGUUAAUUUCAAAGAGCAGAAAUUCUUAUCAGGCAUUGUGACACAAGGUGAAGGUCAAGAUCAGAAGUGGGUCACUGAAUACAAAGUUUAUACUAGUACUGAUGGUAAAAACUACAUUCCAUAUUCUGAUAAGCAAGAUGGCGUCCCCAAGAUCUUCACUGCAAACACAGACACAAACUCACCUGUGACAAAUUACUUUAUUAAAAACAUCAUCGCACAGUACAUCCGCAUAGUUCCAGUCAACAGUAACUCUGGAAUAGCAAUGAGGUUUGAUGUUCUGGGAUGCAACCCAUCUAAAGAAAACCUGUUGGUAACCACUCGAGCACCUGUGUACACACCCACCCCCUCACCCACAGGUCCAGAUGUCCCCACCCUCAAUUCUGGUGGUCCAACAGGAAUAUCAACUUUAUCCCCAAGCACAAUGGGAGUCUCUACAUUUUUACCACCCAAAGUUUGUCUUGUCCCUAUGGGCAUCAGUGACCACUACAUAGUCACAGAUGAGCAGCUGACCUCCUCUUCUAACCUGGACAGCACACAUACAGCAGCUGAUGGCAGACUUUACAAUGACAAAAACACAAACUCUGGUGGAUCCUGGAUGCCUGGUCCUGAUCCGAAUCAAUGGAUAAUGGUGAACUUCAAUGAACCAAAACUCAUCUCUGGAGUAGUGACACAAGGCAGCCCAGAUUCAUCUCGUUGGGUGGAAAAGUUUAACGUCUACUACAGCCUGAAUGGUGUGGACUUCACCCCUUACACUGAGAACCCUGGUGACCAGACACCUUACCUGUUCUAUGGUAACACAGACAGUACAACACCUGUGAGGAAUUUAUUCAACCGUGACAUCAUAGCCCAGUAUGUGAAGAUUGUUCCAGUCCAGGCAUCACCUGCAGGUGUAGGACUCAGGUUUGACGUCAUGGGAUGUAAACCUGAUGUGCCCUCUGUUACCAUGGCGACCCCUCCUCCUCUCCUCAUCCAGUCAACAGCCUCUCCAGGCACUGGUUCAACAUCUGCCCCUGUACUCCCUACCCAACAAGUUUGCACCAUCCCAAUGGGUGUAACUAAUCCUUUGGUGGUCAGUGACAAUCAGCUGACUGCGUCAAGCUCUAUUGAUGUUUUCCAUGGACCUUCAAGAGGCAGACUUUACACGGAAAAAGAUGACUUGUGGGCUGGUGGAUGGUCUCCAAGCACAUCUGAUAAUAGCCAAUACAUCCAGGUUGAUUUCCUCUCCACCUACGAGAUAUCAGGAGUAGCCACCCAAGGCAGCGCCAGUGAUAAAUCCUGGGUGAGCAAGUACAUUGUGUACUACAGCACUGAUGGCACCAACUUCCAUCCAGUGACUGACAGCAGCCAUAAGCCAAUCGUCUUCACCGGAAACAGCGACCAGUUCACCCCUGUCACCAACUACUUCCCAACCGUUGAGGCCAGGUACAUCCAGAUACGGCCGGUUGAGUUCCACAACUCCAUAGCCCUGAGGUUUAACCUGUAUGGGUGUCGGUCACCUUCACCAAAUGCCGUCCCUCUGCAUUUGACCACAACUGAUGUGCCAACUUUGCCUAGUGGGCAGACUCCAACACCUACACCCCGAGCUUGUAUUUACUGGUCACCUUGGGUCAGUAAUAGUGUACCUGACCCUGUCAGUGGUGAAAAGGAUAUGUUUUUCCAAAGACCCCUUUCAACAAAUGCAUGUCCAAAGGAAUUUGUCAAAGCAGUUGAGUGCAGAGUUAAGGCCACCAAAAUGAUGUGGGACCCUACAGACUCUUUAGUUGAGUGCUCACUGCUAGACGCCAUGUUUGUUUGCCACCCCACCCCCACUCAUGUGUGUGAAGACUAUGAGGUGCGUGUGCUGUGUGACGUAUGUUCGGUGACCACAACUGGACAGCCUAUUGCAACACCAUCACUCCCAGCAUACCAGUCAGCAUCUACAGCUGUCCCCUACACUUGCUCUUCUGGCUGGACAGAGUGGAUAGAUAGAAAUGGAGUGACUGCGAAUGGCAACAAAGAGGCUCUGUCUAUGGAAGAGCUGUCAGCUUUCUGUCCUCACGGUCAAGUGGAUCAGAUUGAUUGUGUGACCGCUGAUGCUCAGGAGAAGCCUUGGUAUCUGCUCGACCUUGUGACACGCUGUGAGGUCAGCACUGGCUUUGAAUGUGAUGCUGAGUCCAACAGACCUAAAGUUUGUCAGAACAUGAAGAUUAGAUAUCACUGCUCUUGUGCUGCACCAACUCCCACAACCCUGGCACCAACAGUAGAAACUCCACCUAUUAAUCUCUGCACCAAAGACUACUGGACACACUGGGUCAACAGAGACAUCCCUGAGAUAGGUGAUGGAGAUCGUGAGCAACUGACUCAGGGAGAAUUACGUGAAGCUUGCCCUGAUGGUUAUGUGACUGAAAUAGACUGUCAGACCACAACUGGCAUUCCUUCUGACAUGACUGGGGAACCUGUGACCUGUGACCUCAAGACUGGACUCUCCUGCUGGAACUCAAUCUUCAGGACCUGCAGGGACUACAGGAUCAGAUACAAGUGCAGUUGUACAAUUCCCACACCACCUCAGAGUUUGACCUCCAGCGUGUCCACCCUCUCACCAGUCCUGACCUCCUCAACCACCUCCGGUCUGUCCACGCCCCACCCUUGCUUCACUGGCUGGUCAGGCUGGGUCAACAAAAACUCCCCAGUUGGAACAGAUGGAGACUUUGAGCUGAUGACCACACCAGAGCUGCAGUCCUUCUGUCCAGGUGGCAAGAUCACAGAGAUUGACUGUGUGGACGCCGACACGCUAGAUGGGUAUGAGAGCUUGGCUGAGGCAACUUGCACUUUAGAAGAUGGUCUACAGUGUGCUAACAAUCCUUUCCUAGAUGUUCCUUGUCAUGACUACAAGGUCAGAUACAAAUGUGACUGUUCUUCUGUGACCACAACUCUGGCCCCUAACACAAUCUCAAGCCAGUCUGUAUCAAGUCAUGUGAUCACACCAUCCCCCACACCAGUUCACCAAUGUGCUUCUGGCUGGUCAGCUUGGGUCAACAAAAACAACCCAGUGGGCAGUGACGGAGACACAGAGAAGAUGACCAAAGAAGAGCUGGCAGCCUUCUGUCCAGGUGGCACCAUCUCCGGCAUCCAGUGCAUAGACUCCGACACCAAGGAUGACUUCACCAGCUUGUCUGAGGCCACUUGCACCAUUGAGGAUGGUCUGGAGUGUAUCAACAUUCCUUUUGAGGGCAUCCCACCCUGCAGGGACUACCAAAUCAGAUACGAGUGUAACUGUACAGGUGCACCUACCCUGCCUCCCAGCACUUCAACAACAAAGUCCUCCACACCUGUGGUCAGUACCCCCACACCAGUUCAAGUUCUGACCUGUGCAACUGGUUGGUCAUCAUGGAUCAACAGAAACGACCCGACUAAAGGCACUGGUGACUAUGAGAAAUGGACUGUUGAAGAGAUGGCACAGUACUGCCCAGGUGGUAAACUCACUGAUAUAGAAUGUAAAGACUCUGACACAAAGGACGACUACACCAGUUUGUCUGAGGCCACAUGUACUGUAACAGAAGGACUUGAGUGUGAGAACCUUCCAUUUGAUGGGGUACCACCUUGCAGAGACUAUGAGAUCAGAUACAUGUGCAACUGCUCAGAUGCACCCACAAUUCCACCAACAACAAGGACAUCCUCAUCUUCCCCUGCAGUCAUGAUCCACCAAAGCUCAACAACCAAAUCUCCACCAGUUUGUACGUCUCAGUGGUCAGACUGGAUCAACAAGAAUGACCCCACCACUGGCACUGGAGACACUGAGAAACUGACCAAAGAAGAGCUGGAAGCUUUCUGCCCUGGUGGUAAAAUUGUUGACAUAGAGUGCAAGGACUCUGACACUAAAGAUGACUACACCAGUUUAGCUGAGGCCACAUGUACUAUUGAAGAUGGACUUGAUUGCCAGAACCUUCCAUUUGAUGGCAUCCCUCCUUGUAGAAACUAUGAAAUCAGAUACAAGUGUAACUGCUCAGAUGCCCACCCUCCCACACCAAGCCCUGACAGUCAUGUGACACCAACCAGGUCCCCCACCACUGGGGUCUCACACAUCACCCCCACCCCCUCACCAAGUGCUGGACUUCACGGUAUCCCCACCAAUGGCCCCACCCACCAGUGCGUCACAGGCUGGUCCUCUUGGAUCAACAAGAACAACCCUGUGGGAAGUGACGGGGACACGGAGAAAAUGACACCCCAAGAACUUGAAGCUUUCUGCCCUGGUGGAAACAUCAUUGACAUAGAGUGUAAGGACUCUGACACUAAAGAUGACUACACCAGUUUGUCUGAGGCCACAUGUACUGUAACAGAAGGACUUGAGUGUCAGAACCUUCCAUUUGAGGGCAUCCCACCCUGCAGAGACUAUGAGAUCAGAUACAUGUGCAACUGUUCCAAUGCUGUACCAGACCCUCUGACCACCAAAACACCUGGCAACAAGACGCAGGUCAACUGUGACUGGUCACAGUGGCUGAAUGGUGACAGUCCCCUGUCAGGCAGCGGAGACCUGGAGACUAUCAACGACAUCAAGAACAAGUUCGGCAUUUGUCCAGACAUAGUGGACAUUGAGUGUCGUGUCGCUGGGACCUCGACCUUGUUCUCACAGGCUGGACAGGACAGGCUCAUGUGUGAUGCACUUAAUGGCUUUAGGUGCUACAACAGUGAACAGAGCAAUGGACAAUGUCUUGAUUACGAGGUUCGGGUCCUCUGUUGGGGACUGCAGUGCCCAGGUGCCAUACCAACUAAAAGUCCAACACCAUCAACCACGCCUUCUACUGAUGAAGCUAAGAGAACUACAGGUUCCUGCCCACCAGGUGAAGAAUGGCAGAAAUGUGCCUAUAAAUGUGAUGAUGCCUGUGACUACCUGGCCAGAGCCUCGGGCUCUUGUAAUGGCAUUUUGUCACCAGAGGACAACUGUGUACCAGGCUGCAGAACCCCACCUGAACUUGAUCAUGUGACCUGCAAGCCCAAUGAGAGGCUCAUUAACUCAACCACUUGCGUACCUCAAGAAAUGUGUACUUGUCUUAAGCCUGAUGGAACCCCAGCUCAGGCCUUUGAAACCUGGGACAACCCAGAGAAGGCCUGCUCUACCUGCAGUUGUUUCAAUAACGCAGUAAUCUGUGGCAGUUCAGAAGGCUGCACCACUGUGCAACACUCAACAGAUGUCACCCAUGUGCCUACACCCAUGUUGUGUGGAUGGAGUGACUGGAUCAAUGACAACUCUCCAAGUGCCGGAUCUGGUGGUGACAUGGAACUGCUGGCUACAUUAAGACCAAAAUACAACCUUUGUCUGAACCCAUCACGAAUACUCUGCAGAGAUGUGACCACAAAGAGGGAAGCAUCCGACAGUGGUCAAGUGGUCACCUGCAGUUUAACUGAAGGCCUUAAGUGCUAUGACCAUCUAAACACUGGAAAAUGUCACGAUUAUGAAAUUAGUGUUUACUGUGGCUGUAUACCAACUCCCCCACCAACUAUAGUCAACAACCCAACUCCAUCACCAAGUGUAAACAUAAAUGGAGUGCCCACAUCUGGACCUCACCUGUGCACCACUGGCUGGUCAGACUGGAUCAACAGAAAUGACCCAGCACUGGGCACGGGUGACACAGAGAAGAUGACCAAAGAGGAGUUGGAGAAAUUCUGUCCAGGUGGAGACAUCGUUGAAAUAGAGUGCAAGGACUCAGACACUAAAGAUGACUACACCAGUUUAGCUGAGGCCACAUGUACUAUUGAAGAUGGACUUGAUUGCCAGAACCUUCCAUUUGAUGGCAUCCCACCUUGUAGAAACUAUGAAAUCAGAUAUAAGUGUGACUGUUCAAAAGUGACAACUCAUGCACCCACACCAGCAGGAAAUACACAUCCAGUUGGCAACUUCUUAAAUCCUGCAUGUGGAUGGACAGAUUGGAUGAAUGGUCAAAAACCCAACAGUUUGGGAGAGGAAGAAAGCAUUACUCAGUUGCGCAUGAUGUAUUCCUUCUGCGAUACAGCAGACAUUACAGCACUGGAAUGUAGAGAUGCUGCAUCAAAGAAGACUUCUCAGGAGUUAGGACAGGUAUCAGUUGUGUGUGACUUAGCCUUUAGUGGUCUAAAAUGCUUCAGUCAUGACCAACCAACUGGCCAGUGUAAAGAUUAUGAAGUGAGGUUUUUGUGUGAGCCACAUAAUGUGAACUGUGAUGUCACACCAACCCAUGUGGUCACUCUCUCACCACCAACUCACACAACAUCCAUUCCAGUGCCAGCCUGUGAUACAACAUCAAAUGAUGCCAAGCCAAUUCCAGUCCAAGAUUCCCAGAUCACAGUGUCCAGCAGCUUGUCCGACUUCACUGGCCCUGACCGUUCUCACAUUGACACCCCACAAGAGGCCGUUGGCUCUGGUGGCUGGGUGGCCAAAGACAAUGACCAGAACCAGUGGAUCAAAUACACCUUCAGUGAACCUCUGCAGGUGAUGGGCAUCACCACACAAGGUCGCGCUGCCUCCACACAGUGGGUGGAGCAGUACAAGGUCAUGUAUUCUGAGAACGGCAUUGACUUCCAUUACAUAGAGACUUCACCAGGUCAGACAAAGAUCUUUACUGCUAAUACUGAUUCCAACACAAAACACACAGAGGUCAUUUCACCAAUCUCAGCCAAGAUAGUCAUCAUUCAACCUGUGACAUGGCACAAUGGCAUUUCAAUGAGAGUUGCUGUACUGGGUUGCCUGGGAUCUGAAACUUUGACACCAAUGCCUCCAUCACAGUGUGUCUCUCGCUGGUCAGACUGGAUCAACAAGAAUGACCCCACCACUGGCACUGGAGACACUGAGAAACUGACCAAAGAAGAGCUGGAAGCUUUCUGCCCUGGUGGUAAAAUUGUUGACAUAGAGUGCAAGGACUCUGACACUAAAGAUGACUACACCAGUUUAGCUGAGGCCACAUGUACUAUUGAAGAUGGACUUGACUGCCAGAACCUUCCAUUUGAUGGCAUCCCACCUUGUAGAAACUAUGAAAUCAGAUACAAGUGUAACUGCUCAGGUGUAGUGAUCCCCUCCCCAAGUCCUGUAGUUCUCAUCAAUCCCACAUCAACACCAGUGGCUGCUAUCACUCAACCACCAACUACACAAGCUCCAGUGGCACAGUGUGUCUCUCAGUGGUCAGACUGGAUCAACAAGAAUGACCCCACCACUGGCACUGGAGACAGUGAGAAACUGACCAAAGAAGAGCUGGAAGCUUUCUGCCCUGGUGGUAAAAUUGUUGACAUAGAGUGCAAGGACUCUGACACUAAAGAUGACUACACCAGUUUAGCUGAGGCCACAUGUACUAUUGAAGAUGGACUUGACUGCCAGAACCUUCCAUUUGAUGGCAUCCCACCUUGUAGAAACUAUGAAAUCAGAUACAAGUGUAAUUGCUCAGAUGUGAAGAUCCCCUCCCCUAGUCCUGUGGUUCACAUCAAUCCCACAUCAACACCAGUGGCUGCUAUCACUCAACCACCAACUACACAAGCUCCAGUGGCACAGUGUGUCUCUCAGUGGUCAGACUGGAUCAACAAGAAUGACCCCACCACUGGCACUGGAGACAGUGAGAAACUGACCAAAGAAGAGCUGGAAGCUUUCUGCCCUGGUGGUAAAAUUGUUGACAUAGAGUGCAAGGACUCUGACACUAAAGAUGACUACACCAGUUUAGCUGAGGCCACAUGUACUAUUGAAGAUGGACUUGACUGCCAGAACCUUCCAUUUGAUGGCAUCCCACCUUGUAGAAACUAUGAAAUCAGAUAUAAAUGCAACUGUUCUAAUGCUGGCAAGGUCGUCACACCACAAAUUUCUCAUGUUACCACAACUGUACCUUCAACCACCGUGCGCACCACAACCAAACUGACCACGACUCACUCAUGCGCCACUGGAUGGUCAUCAUGGAUCAAUAAAAACAGCCCAGUGGGCAGUGAUGGAGACACAGAGAAGAUGAGCAAAGAGGAACUGGCUCAGUUCUGUCCAGGAGGAACCAUCAGUGACAUUCAGUGCAUAGACUCUGAUACCAAGGAUGACUUUACCAGCUUGUCUGAGGCUACUUGUACAAUUGAAGAUGGCCUGUCAUGCACUAACCUUCCAUUUGAAGGCAUCCCUCCGUGCAGAGAUUACCAGAUUAGAUACAUGUGUACCUGUCCAGGUUCAAGAAAGAAACGAGAGUUAUCUAUUCUUCCUGAUCCCACUGCAAGAGUUAUGUCACACUCAAAUAUUCCAGCCAAAUGUCUAGAGGACAUGGGAGUAAUGACAAGACGAGUGCGCAACAACAUGAUCUCAGUGUCGUCAUACAGAGAUGACAAGCAUGGGCCACACACAGCCCGGCUUGGGUCAACAGGCUGCUGGCUAGCAAAGACUGAUGACACAAAUCAAUUCAUCCAGAUUGAUUUCCUGGUGCCUGUUUACCUGACUGGAGUAACCACCCAAGGAAGGCCUGAUGCUCCAUCCUUUGUUACAUCAUACAAAAUCUUCUACAGCUCAGAUGGUGUCAACUGGAGUCCUUACAGGGAGACAAUCGGAUUUGAUUUUAUUUUCAAAGGCAAUGCUGACUCUCUGACUCCAGUGAAAAACAUAUUUACUCACCCAGUUCAUGCCAGAUUUUUACGUAUAAAUCCACAAACAUGGCAAGGCAGGAUAGCUAUGAGAAUUGAAGCUCAUGGCUGCUAUCAAGAUUACCCUAUUGUGAUACCAAAAACAACAGUUGGAGAAAAUCAACAUGCACUUGUAAAUGACAAGCAGCCCUCAGAGUUAUCAGAUUUACAUUUGAGUUGUGUCCAAUGGGAUAAAUGGGUUGAUACUAAUGAACCCAGCCGUAUUAUUAAACACGAGAUUGAGCCACUGAGUGACAUUGUUAAAGCUUCACCUACUUGCAAAGAUCCAAUAGCCAUUGAGUGCCGUACCGCCACACCUGACCAUCGCCCAGCCAAGAGUACUGGUCAACAUGUACGCUGCAACUUAUGGGAAGGAUUAUUGUGUAACAGCACAUUAAUAAAAGAACCAAUAUGUUAUAACUAUGAAUCACGGCUUGGCUGUUUGAAACCCACACCAGAAUGUGCAUCAAAAAUGUUCAUACAAAAACGGAAAACAUCAAGUAAGAACAAAGUUCAACCACCGUUAAUGUGCUACCCUGGAUUAAACUCUAAAGGCUGCCCUCGCUACUGUGCUGAAGGCCAGUAUUGUAAUGGUACAGCCUGUGUUAUGAAGAAGGAUUGUCCUUGUAGUGUGGACAAUAAAGUUGUUAAAUCUGGAGGUGUCACACGUAAUGCAAAAUGUGAAACUUGUCAAUGUAUUGGUGGAGAAAUUGUCUGCAUGGCCAAAGUUUGUCCUUCAUGUAGAACUGGAGUUUCUAGAAUAGAUAAAGCAACUUGUAGUUGUAAAUGUGAGCACUGCGGAGACAAAGAGUUCCAAUGUGGUACUGGACUCUGCAUCCCUAGCUUCAAACGUUGUGAUGGUGUUAUUGACUGUGUGGAUGACGAGCUGAGAUGUGAAAACAAGACAAGAUUGUUGCCACGGUGGGAAAGAAAGCCACAACAUAAAUUGACAAAACUUUCUGCCACUAAAGACUUAUGUGCAAAUGUUGUCUGCAAGCCCCCAUCAAUGCCCAGUCUUACAGAAGGACAGACUGCAACCCUGCAGAAAACAGAAGACGGCUGCUGCCAAGAAUAUAUUGUCUGUGAUGCCAAACUUUGUCCUCUUCAGUCAACAUAUUGUCCUUUCCCCAAAGUAUUGGUCAAAACACAAGACAAAUGCUGUCCAACAUAUAAUUGUGAUUGUCCAUCCCAGUGUCCUGAAGUUAAGGAACCAAAUUGUGCAGAUGGCUAUGAACCUAUUGAAAUAGUGCAAGAAUGCAAUUGUAUGACAAAGGCUUGCAGUAAAAAGUCAGCGUUUUCUUUGACUGGCUCAUGCAAACCACAGUCCAUGUUUCAAAACAGCAACCAGACCAUAGGAUAUUUCCAACGCAUACCACGUAGUGGUGUUGUUUGUCGCAACACAGAGCCCAUAGCAAAUCUCCAAGAGUGUUCAGGUCUGUGUGGGUCUACAGCACGCUAUGCUGAGGACUUGCAAGGAUUCCAGAACAGCUGGCAGUGUUGCAGACCUAGUAAAACACACCAGCGCACAGUUAGGCUAACCUGUUCAGAUGGUUCAUAUUUAGACCAGCAGUUCGAAGCACCUGAUGCAUGUAGCUGUGCCCAAUGCUCUGGUGGAGCUUAAAAUAAACUAUAGGACGAUGACUGGAUUUUAACUAGGACGUUCGUUGUUGCUAAUUGUUGAUCUGUUGUUACAUGAAAAUUUAAUAUAUUGUAAUAUUUUUAUACUUGUAAUCAAUAAAAAAAAUUCCUCCCAUUUGUAUUUUUAUAUAACUAAUUUUUAUAAUUCAUUUGUUUAUCUGUAUGGCUUUAAAGCUAAUGUAACUUAAUCAUUAAUACUUUACCAUUUAUUUAAUCAGACCAUUUGUGUUAGUAAUUAAACAUGUUUCUAACUUUAAAAGUAAAUAUACUGAAGCUAACAUUUAUUUCAUAAAAGUAUAUAACUAACCGUAUUGUCUUUAUAUGAAAAAAAAUUAUAAAUUAUCUACAUUUAAAGAAAUUGAAAUACUGUUUAAAACUAAUGCAAAUAUAUUUGUUGAUACUGCUUUUCAAUAUUUACUACUUCAAGAUAAAAUUGACAAUAAAUUAUUAAAAUUAGACAGUAACAUACCCUUCUCUAUAUAUCAGAUGUUGCAAAUGACCUUGUAAAAAGAGUUUGUAAUAAGAUUUUUCUGAUAAGAUUUUCAUCUUUUUAAUGUUCAAAUUAAUUGCUUUUCAGUCAAUACAAAAGACAAAUGACAUGUAUUUUACUGCCAAAGGAGGAAAUAAAAAAUUAUGAAUAUGUAUACAAUGAAAA
This is a messenger RNA of Physella acuta, 43371 nucleotides long. RefSeq lists its product as uncharacterized. NCBI's taxonomy places the organism in Eukaryota, Metazoa, Mollusca, Gastropoda, Physidae. The record is from RefSeq and is a predicted model, not a curated record. Gene Ontology annotation, molecular function: protein binding.